GCCUAGCAUCGCACUCUCCAUUGCUUCCGUACUCUCUCGUGGCCAGAUGUCAACAAGGAAAGGUAGUACGGAAGUUCACGAGUUCAAUGGGAAGUUUCUUGGCUUUCAUGCCCAUUAUAAAGUUACUUCAGUUAUUGGACAUGUAUUCAGGUCUUUAUUCUCCCUGAAAAACUGAAAAAAAAAGAAAAAGAUUGUUUUCUUUUGGUUUUCUUGUCUUAUGCUGACUGCUACUUGAGGUUUUAUUAUAUUUAGGUGCCCAGAAUGCUGAUGCUUUUCUCCUUUUGAAGUUAUUUUAUGUCUAUUCUAGUUAAAAAAUAGUAUGACAAGGCUUGAGUGAAUAUUUUGAUACAGGAAAAGACAUUACGUAAAGUUUGACUCUCUUGAUUCAGAAAGAACAUAUGCAGCUAUAUGGUGCAGUGAAAUUUUGUCUAAGCAAUAUUGCAAUUUACAGUUUGGCUCCGUAACAAAAUGGCUUGUAGAUGUUAGAGAACUGCUAAUUUUGUUUGUUGCUUUUUUAUGUUUACCUAUUGUAGCCUUAUCUUGUAUAAUUUAUUAUCUUGAUUCCUGGUGAUGAUAUUUUUUCCUUUUUUCUUUAUUGUACAAAUCUAGUGUAGAUUUUCCAGCAUCUUAUCAAGAUUGGAACGCCACUAAUCCUCUGGACCUAUUUCAAGCUUCAGUUGUCAAGACAGAAGCAAACCCCAGGCAAUUCAUGUGAUGGCAGUAGUUGACAAACAUGUCUGAAUUCUGGGAUGUUUCGCAGCAAUUUAGUGAUGGAAUUAAAAGUGUCUCUCUUCCUGCCAUGGAAAUGCCUACGCAAAUUCACAGAUUAGUUUAUUAUUAUCAGAUAUGUCUGCCUUAUGCACUUAGCUCAUAUUUCUAAACAUUUAAGUCAAGAAGCGCGUGGUUGUGGUUAUUUGGUACUAUGGUUGGAUUGUGAUCGUGAAGGAGAGAACAUUUGUUUUGAAGUCAUUGAAUGUACGAGAUUUCCAAUGAAUGAGGCAAAGAAAAGGGUUUAUCGUGCUCGGUUUUCUUCUGUGACCGAGAAGGACAUUUUGAAGGCUAUGGACAACCUGGUGGAACCAAACAGACACGAGGCACUUGCUGUGGAUGCUCGGCAAGAGAUAGAUUUGAAAGUUGGUGUUGCAUUUACACGAUUUCAAACUAGUUAUUUUCAAGGAAAAUAUGGGAAUCUUGACUCCAGGGUUAUCUCCUAUGGUCCAUGUCAAACUCCUACCCUUGGGUUUUGUGUACAGCGUUAUCUGCAAAUUAAUACUUUCAAACCUGAAAAGUUUUGGGCAUUACGUCCUUAUAUUAUUCAGAAUGGUUACGAGCUCCAGCUAGAAUGGAAACGUCAAAAGUUGUUUGACAUAGAUGUUGCUAUGAUGUUUCAAAAGUUGGUGACUGAGGAUGGAAUUCUUGAAGUAAUUGAUGUAUCGGAAAAACAGGAAACUAAAGGUCGACCUUCUGGUCUCAACACAGUAAAUCUUUUGAAGGUUGCUUCAAGUGCAUUAGGCUAUGGACCUCAGACAGCCAUGCAAAUUGCUGAACGCUUAUACACUCAAGGUUUCAUAAGCUAUCCGCGAACUGAAAGUACAGCAUAUCCUUCAUCAUUUGACUUCAAAGGCACGCUUAAGGUACUAGAGAACAAUCCAUCAUGGAGUGAUUGUGUCCAAAGACUGCUUGCUGAAGGUUAUCAUAAACCACGGACAGGAACAGAUGCUGGUGAUCAUCCUCCUAUAACUCCAAUGCGACCAGCAACUGAGGAUGUUCUUGGGAAUGAUGCUUGGAGAUUAUAUCAGUAUAUCUGUCAACAUUUUAUGGGAACUGUGUCUCCUGACUGCAAAUAUGUGAGGACAAAAGUAGAAUUUUCAAUUGGUGGAGAAUUCUUCCAUUGCAUUGGGCAGCGUGUCACAGUACAAGGAUUUACAUAUAUUAUGCCAUGGUUGGCCAUAAAUGAGAAAAAUCUACCCCAGUUUACAAAGGGGGAGAAAAUUGAAGUUUCAAGAGUGGAGUUAUAUGAGGGUGAAACUUCACCUCCUGAUUAUCUCAGUGAGAGUGAGCUCAUUUCUCUAAUGGAGAAGAACGGGAUAGGCACAGAUGCAUCAAUACCUGUGCAUAUAAACAACAUAUGUGAACGGAACUAUGUUCAGGUUCAAGCUGGUAGGAGGUUGGUUCCAACUACUUUAGGCAUAACAUUGAUAAGAGGCUAUCAAUGUAUUGAUCCGGAUCUUUGUUUGCCAGACAUACGCAGUUUCAUUGAGCACCAGAUCACUUUGGUUGCUAAGGGUCAGGCCAAUCAUUUUCGUGUUGUGCAGCAUGUACUCCAACAAUUCAAGCAAAAAUUCUGUUAUUUUCUUCAGCAGAUAGAGAACAUGGAUGCAUUGUUUGAAGCGCAAUUCUCUCCACUAGCUGAUUCGGGGCGUGCUCUUAGUAAAUGUGGUAAAUGUUUGCGGUACAUGAAGUACAUUUCUGCACAACCACAACGUAUGUUUUGUGGCACAUGUGAAGAAGUUUACUAUCUUCCUCAAAAAGGCACAAUCAAGUUGUACAAGGAACUUACAUGUCCGCUGGAUAAUUUCGAGCUUUUGAUCUUCUCCAUGCCCGGUCCGGAAGGCAAGUCAUUCCCCCUUUGCCCGUACUGCUAUAAUAGCCCUCCAUUUGAAGGAAUAGACACUCUCUUUGGUUCCGCAAAGAUAGGGAGUACAGGGAAGUUGGGGAAGGGAGCAGGCAUGCCUUGCUUCCUCUGCCUACACCCCACAUGCCGACAUUCUGUGGUGGCCCAGGGAGUCUGUGCUUGCCCUGAAUGCAGCGGAACACUAGUUUUAGAUCCAGUAAGUGCUCCGAAAUGGAGACUGUAUUGCAACAAAUGCAAUUGCCUUGUCUUACUCCCUGAGGGCGCUCACCGCAUUGCCACCACCCGAGACCGCUGUGCUGAAUGUGACUCAACAAUCAUAGAGGUAGACUUUAAUAAGAAAACAACUCCUUUGGAAGAUGGAGCUACAUUGCAUACUGGUUGCAUUCUUUGUGACGAGUUGCUUCAUUCACUUGUGGAGGUGAAGCAUGGUAAAUCAUUUGGCCGAGGCUUUGGUGCAAGAGGAAGAGGCAGAGGAAGAGGAACAGGUAGAGGUAGAGGUGGAUAUAGGGGAAGAGGGCGCACAGCUGGAAAAAAGGUCGACCCUAGAAUGAGUUUCCGAGAUUUUUGAACUGUAUUUUCUGUUAACUUUGGCUUUCAAAUCCGUUGGUUUUUAGCCGGAGAAGUGUACAGUUUUUUUUUUUUUUUGCAAGUAGAUUCCUGCUGUGGCGAAUCUAUAUCUUCAGUUCAUGAAAAGAAGUCCUUAAAGAACUUAACAUUUUAGGCCAGUCAAAAUUACUCGAGAAUUUUUCCUUUGAGGUCUCAGUUUGAGAAUUAACAAAAAUUAUUCAAAUUUAAAUUAUAUAUAUUUAUAUUGUGUAGGUUUUUUGUACCA
Messenger RNA from Gossypium raimondii (Peruvian cotton), 3467 nucleotides. RefSeq names its product DNA topoisomerase 3-beta. The record is from RefSeq and is a predicted model, not a curated record. Gene Ontology annotation, biological process: DNA topological change. Gene Ontology annotation, molecular function: DNA binding; DNA topoisomerase type I (single strand cut, ATP-independent) activity. The transcript has 14 exons. Lineage: Eukaryota; Viridiplantae; Streptophyta; Magnoliopsida; Malvales; Malvaceae. Gene Ontology annotation, cellular component: nucleus. The coding region runs from base 858 to 3203 and encodes 781 amino acids.